AUAGUGGGGUUUGUAGAAGAGAUUAUGGGGUCUAAAGAGAUAAUGAGACCCGAAGAAGAGAAAAUGGGGUGUGUAGAAGAGAAAAUGGGGUUUGCAGAAGAGAUAAUAGCCCAGGAAGAAGAGAUGGGCCAUGAAAAAGAGAUGAAAGAUCCUGCAGAAGAGAAAAUUGGGAUUGUAGAAGAGAAAGGAGGCUAUUUAGAAGAGAUAGAAGACGAUGCAGAAGAGACGCGGGUUGUAGAAGAGAUGAUGGGGCCUGUAGAAGAGAUACAAGACCCUGAAGAAGAGAUAUGUCCUAUAGAAGAGAUGGAACUUGUAGAAGAGAUGAGAAAUAUGAAAGAGAUUGUACUUGAAGGAGAAGAGAUGAGAGGAUUUGCAGAAGAGAAAAACCCUGUAGAAGAGAAAGAACCUGCAAUCUCUCAGCCUGUAGAAGAGAGACAGCCUGUAGAAGAGACUGGGCCUGUAAUCUCUCAGCCUGUAGAAGAGACUGGGCCUGUAAUCUCUCAGCCUGUAGAAGAGACUGAGCCUGUAAUCUCUCAGCCUGUAGAAGAGACUGGGCCUGUAAUCUCUCAGCCUGUAGAAGAGAGACAGCCUGUAGAAGAGACUGGGCCUGUAAUCUCUCAGCCUGUAGAAGAGACUGAGCUUGUAAUAUCUCAGCCUGUAGAAGAAACUGAGCCUGUAAUCUCUCAGCCUGUAGAAGAGACUGAGCCUGUAAUCUCUCAGUCUGUAGAAGAGACUGAGCCUGUAAUCUCUCAGCCUGUAGAAGAAACUGGGCUUGUAAUCUCUCAGCCUGUAGAAGAGACUGAGCCUGUAAUCUCUCAGCCUGUAGAAGAGAUACAGCCUGUAAUCCCUCAGCCUGUAGAAGAGAAAGAGCUUGUAAUCUCUCAGCCUGUAGAAGAGACUGAGUCUGUAAUCUCUCAGCCUGUAGAAGAGACUGGGCCUGUAAUCUCUCAGCCUGUAGAAGAGAUACAGCCUGUAAUCUCUCAGCCUGUAGAAGAGACUGAGCCUGUAAUCUCUCAGCCUGUAGAAGAGACUGAGCCUAUAAUCUCUCAGCCUGUAGAAGAGAUACAGCCUGUAAUCUCUCAGCCUGUAGAAGAGACUGAGCCUAUAAUCUCUCAGCCUGUAGAAGAGACUGAGCCUAUAAUCUCUCAGCCUGUAGAAGAGAUACAGCCUGUAAUCUCUCAGCCUGUAGAAGAGGCUGAGACUGUAAUCUUUCAGCCUGUAGAAGAGACUGUUCCUGUAAUCUCUCAGCUUGUAGAAGAGAAACAGCCUGUAACCUCUCAGCCUGUAGAAGAGACUGAGCCUGUAAUCUCUCAGCCUGUAAAAGAGAGACAGCCUGUAAUCUCUCAGCCUGUAGAAGAGACUGAGCCUGUAAUCUCUCAGCCUGUAGAAGAGAGACAGCCUGUAAUCUCUCAGACUGUAGAAGAUAUACAGCCUGUAAUCUCUCAGCCUGUAGAAGAGACUGAGCCUGUAAUCCUUAACCCACAAGAGCCUGCACUUGUAGAAGAGAAAGGCCCUGCAAUUUUUCAGCCUGUAGAAGAGAAGCAGCCUGAAAUACAUAACCCUACACAAGAGCCUGUAGCGAAGGUCGAGUUUCAGCCUGUAGAAGAGAAUGGACCUGUAGAAGGGACUGUAACUGUACUUGAAGGCUUUAUAGAGGACCUCCAGCCUGUAAUUGUAAUAGAUAGGCAUGUAAAGGUUGUCCAGCCUGCACCACAGAUACAAGUCAGGCCACAGACUGCAAUUGUAGCACCCCACAUCCCUCUGCAGGCUGAAAAUGGACUUGUAAUACAGGCUACAGGUCAAGGUUUCAUAGAAGGACAGCCUGUAUUUGAUGAUUCUGCAGUUUCACAGCCUGUAACUAAGAUUUAUAAGGAGAUACAGCCUGCAGGUCAAGAUUAUGUAGAGAAGCAGGCUGUAAUUGAAGGUCCUACAGAUAUACAGCCUGCAAAUCAAACUUCUACACUCACACAGCCUGUAACUAAAAUCUAUAUAGAGAAACAGCCUGCAGGUCAAGAUUAUACAGAGAAACAGCCUGUAAUUCAAGAUUCUAGAGAUAGACAACCUGUAUUUCAAAGUUCCACAGAGAUAGAGCCUAUAAUUGAGACUUCCACAGACGCACAGCCUACCGAACAGGCUCCAACGAGGACACAGACUGCAGAGAGCCAGCCUGCAGUUCAUAUAUCCACAGAUCUGCAGCCUGUAAUUGAAACACCUAUAGAAAAGAAGGCUGCAGGAGAGGGAAGAACAGUAGGCAUUCAGAGGCCUAUACAGAACCCUAAAAUUUCACCUGAUAGGCCUACACUGCCGCAGAACACGAGAAGGAAGCGAAAACACGAAGCAGAAAAUAGGACAAGAUUUCUCGCCAAGUCUAAAAGUGAAACGGAGACCUUUCACAAACUCAAAGUGAAAAAGUUAGGAAAAAUGUCACUUCUGGCUUCCCUCGGCCCUUCAUACUGCUGCAGAAGGCGCCGAAGAGGAUGUGGGGGGAGACUGAGGGAGAUCCACCGCCCAGAACACAUGGAAAUUGUAAAAAACUAAAGAGAAACAUUGUGGAGAUUGAAAUAACCACAUUCGAGAAGUCCUCCUUUCAAUCUGCCUGCGCUUCACUUCUAAAGAAAACGGGAUUACAUGACACGAGCCACAUAUCAGCCUUCUCCUAUCCUUCCUCCUCCUCCUCCUCCUCCUCCUCCUCCUCCUCCUCGCCAUGUAAGAAGGAAGGAAGGAAAACACUCCCUUUUAAACGCAAAAGGGAGAGCGAAUGGAUGGAAAUGAAGAAA
Messenger RNA from Portunus trituberculatus (swimming crab), 2777 nucleotides. RefSeq names its product microtubule-associated protein 6-like. The record is from RefSeq and is a predicted model, not a curated record. Lineage: Eukaryota; Metazoa; Arthropoda; Malacostraca; Decapoda; Portunidae. Gene Ontology annotation, biological process: microtubule cytoskeleton organization. The coding region runs from base 25 to 2538 and encodes 837 amino acids. Gene Ontology annotation, molecular function: calmodulin binding; microtubule binding. The transcript has a single exon. Gene Ontology annotation, cellular component: microtubule.